AUGAGUUACGUUAAUCCCAUCAUUCCGGGGUUUAACCCCGACCCAUCGAUUGUUCGCGUCGGUAAAGACUUUUUCUUAGUUACCUCCACCUUUGAAUACUUUCCUGGAGUUCCCAUUUACCACAGCCAGGAUUUGAUUCAAUGGGCAUUGAUCGGUCAUGCGUUGACACGACCCAGCCAGCUUCAAAUCCAUACGCCGGAACCGGGAGGAGGAGUAUGGGCAUCUACAAUUCGUUAUCACGCGGGCGUUUACUAUAUUAUGACAGCAAGCUUUCAGCGGUAUCGCCCUCAACAGGAUGACCGAGUUUGGCCACAGGGAUUCUAUGUCAAAACGACCGAUAUAUGGAAUGAGAAAACGUGGUCGGAUCCAAUCUAUUUUGAUCAAGUUGGGUUUGAUCAAGAUCUUUUUUGGGAUGACGAUGGAACUGUAUAUCUAUCGUCCACCUACAGAAAGACUCAGCCAACGGCUGGUGCGAAGCUGAAAGACUUUGCAAUUCACAUAUGCACAGUUGAUCUAGCCACCGGGCAUUCAACAUCAGCACCUAAACUGAUUCGGGAAUCAUGUUCUGGUGUUGCCGAGGGAUCACAUAUCUUCAAACGCGGUCGUUAUUGGUAUUUAUUCACAGCAGAAGGCGGUACUGAAAGUGGCCAUAGCGAAUGGGUCAACCGAAGUGAGAUCGGCCCGUUGGGACCGUGGGAGCUUGGGCCAAAUAACCCGCUCUGGCGCAAUGGUAUUGAGGACGAAGUACAAAACACCGGACAUGCCGAUCUGGUUGAGGACGCCAAAGGGCAAUGGUGGGCAGUUGUGCUCGGCGUUCGUCCCUUGCGACAUGGGGAUACAUGGGAAGACUCAGUGCUCGGCCGCGAGACAUUUCUAGUUCCUUUGGAAUGGAAGGACGAUUGGCCUGUGAUCAACGGAGGACAGAAAAUCAGCCUCAACUCCCAGGGCCCCGGUCUUUAUCAAUUCCACACCUCAGUAUCUUGGAGGGACGAAUUUUCAGAGCCACGAAUGCAAGUUGGUUGGUAUCGAAAAAUGCCAGCCAGCCCAACCAUGUACCUUCGCAAGCAAACCCAUCGCUUUUGCAGGUGGGAAACAAUGCUCUCCUUUCACCCGACGGCAGACGAAACCGAGGCUGGCACUGUGAUCUGGUUGAAUUAUUUUACAUAUAGCAGCAUUGGUAUCAGGAAAGAUAGCAGGGGCCGUUUCAUCCGUUUCCGCCCAUCGAAUGGGGACAUCGCGGAGCGUAGAUUGGAAACAAACACUGCGAUUAUUCUCACAGUUGACUGUGGCACCGAGUAUCGAUUUGGGUAUCGUGAAGACAUAGAAUCUGACGUUCAUUGGAUAGGUGCAGUUUCGAACAAUACUGCUACGGCAGCACCUCCGGUUGGGGCCAAUUUUACCGGCAUGAUGCUGGGGCUGUAUGCAUUUGGAGAGCGCCAGCGAUGCUUGGCACCAGCUGAUUUUGCGUACGCAGAGUUUAGAUAA
Penicillium coprophilum is the source of this 1485-nucleotide messenger RNA. Its product is annotated as glycoside hydrolase family 43 protein. Gene Ontology annotation, biological process: carbohydrate metabolic process. The record is from RefSeq and is a predicted model, not a curated record. Gene Ontology annotation, molecular function: hydrolase activity, hydrolyzing O-glycosyl compounds. Bases 1 to 1485 code for a protein of 494 amino acids. NCBI's taxonomy places the organism in Eukaryota, Fungi, Ascomycota, Eurotiomycetes, Eurotiales, Aspergillaceae. The transcript is spliced from 4 exons.